GUUGGUAAAGGGAAGGUUUCUUAUCAUGAAUGAGCUAGGAAAGCAAAGCAAACGACUCCAACAUGUGAAAGCAAACCCAACAAGCAAAAUUUUUUAAAAACAAAAGGAAAAGGAGAAAAGCAUAAAUCAUUAUCAUCAUUGUUAAAGCUUCCCAUCAAAACCCAAACCUCAUCCCUAACAAGCACAAGCUGAAAGUUUCUCUAAUCAUUUGUCUUCCAAGACAAACUUUGUUCCUUUGAGAGAGAGAGAGAGAGAGAGAGGAUUGUCUCAGAAUUUCUCGCUUUUAAUAACCUCCCUCUUCCCUUUCUCUUGGAGUUUUUUUAUGUAUGAAAAGAAAUCUGUAAAGGGUUGAGGAAGUGAUAUUAUUGAAGAUAAUUUGUGGGUUUUGGUGGUUUUUGAGUUUGUGAGAGAUUGCACAGUCAAGAUGUUGGGGUGUGAAUGUUUUUGUUGGCAAAGACAUACUGAUCAUGAGUUGCCUUUGCCUUUGCCUCAGCCUCACCCUUUUUCUUUGCCUUCUCCAAUUCCAGAAUGGCCUCCAGGUCAAGGAUUUGCUACUGGGAAAAUAAACCUAGGAGAAUUAGAAGUGGUUAAAAUUACUAAGUUUGAGAGUGUUUGGGGCUGUGAUUCGUUGCAUGGCAAAGCAAAAGGUGUCACAUUUUAUAAACCAGUGGGGAUUCCGGAUGGAUUUUUCUGUCUUGGUUAUUACUGUCAGCCAAAUGACCUGCCGCUGAGAGGGUAUGUUCUUGUGGCUCGCAAAAGGGUAGCUUCCGGUCCAGAAGUUUAUUGUGACUAUGACUCUGAUUCAGACCUUCCAGCGCUAAGAAAGCCUGUUAACUAUUCAUUGAUUUGGAGUGCAGAUUCACAUGGUAAUGGUUGUGGCUUCUUCUGGCUGCCAAACCCGCCAGUGGGUUACAAAGCAAUGGGAAUUUUGGUUACGGACACCCCAGAGGAGCCUAAUGUGGAAGAAGUUAGAUGUGUCCGAGAAGACCUUACAGAGACUUGUGAAAUUAGGGAUACCAUACUUGCUUCUGAUACAAACACAUUUCAUGUUUGGAACACAAGACCAUGCAAAACGGGAAUGUUUUGCAAAGGUGUUUCUGUUGGGACAUUCUUCUGCAGCACAUACUUUGUAUCUGAAAAAGAAGAGUUAGAGAUUGCAUGCUUGAAGAAUCUUGACCCCACACUACAUGCAAUGCCAAAUUUAAACCAAAUUCAUGCUCUUAUCAAGCACUAUGGCGCAACUGUUUUCUUUCAUCCUGAUGAAGAUUAUAUGCCCUCAUCAGUGCAAUGGUUUUUCAAAAAUGGGGCCCUUCUAUACAAAGAAGGCAAGCUUAAAGGUGAGCCUAUUGAUUAUUGGGGCACUAACUUGCCUAGUGGAGGGACAAAUGAUGGUUCAUUUUGGAUAGAUUUGCCAGGAGAUGAUUAUGCGAGAAAUAAUGUUAAGAAAGGGAACUUGGAGAGUGCAGAGCUCUAUGUUCAUGUAAAACCAGCAUUGGGUGGAACAUUUACUGAUAUUGUGAUGUGGAUAUUUUGUCCCUUUAAUGGACCAGCCAACCUUAAGAUUGGUUUAAUGAGUAUACAAAUGAACAAACUUGGGGAACAUGUGAGCGACUGGGAACACUUCACUCUCCGCAUAAGCAACUUUACUGGAGAACUGUGGCAAGUAUACUUCUCACAGCAUAGUGGUGGUGAGUGGGUUGAUGCUUUCAACUUGGAAUUUAUUGAUGGUAAUAAGCCAAUUGUUUACUCAUCGCGACAUGGGCAUGCUAGUUUCCCGCAUCCUGGGACUUACCUUCAAGGGUCAGUUAAACUUGGAAUAGGAAUUAGGAAUGAUGCUGCCAGAAGCAAAUAUUUUGUGGACUCAAGCACUAGGUAUCAGAUUAUUGCAGCUGAGUAUCUUGGAGAUGAAGUAGUUAUAGAGCCAUGUUGGUUGGAGUACAUGAGAGAGUGGGGUCCAAGGAUAGUAUAUGAUUCACGAUCUGAACUGGAUAAGAUAAUUAAUCUGCUCCCAUUGUUUGUUCGAUUUUCAGUGGAGAACAUUUUUGACCUGUUUCCAACUGAGCUUUAUGGUGAGGAAGGGCCAACUGGACCGAAGGAGAAGGAUAAUUGGGUAGGAGAUGAAAGAUGUUAGUUUCGAUGUGUAACUUUGCACGAAGUCCAUACGUUCCCUGCUUUCUUGUAUACAGUCAUACUGGGGAUGGUUUUAGGUGUACUAAUGGAACUGCAAAAAGUAGCUUGGUGAGUUCUUUCCCGUGUAAAGUUGGCAGAAACAGUGAUCUGAUUUCUUCUUCAAGAACGAAGGUUGCACUCCUGGUCCUGGCACAAUUUGGUUUGUGGGCAACAACACUCACACUUGAGUCAAAGGCGGAGGUACUAUGCAUCUAUGCAGCAUUCUCGUACUAUAUACAAAUUCAUUUAGGUUCAUAGAAAGUAGGUUCCAGUGCAACCGGAGCUCUAGCUGCACUUAGAUAAAGAAAUUCUGCAGCUAUCAUUCAUUGUAGUUUUAUUCUUAAAUAUGGUCUUAUGCUUAUAGCUCCUCUACUAGUUCUUGUUCUUGUAGUUGCAAGUGACUUGCCAUGAAAUCCAAGAAUUUCAUGUCUAAAUUUGAAUUUGAAAAAAGGAAAAAGAAAAAGCUAAAGCCCUUAAAAUUUCUGUCAAACCUGUUGUGUUUGGGCAGUUCUUGUUGUCCAUGUUUUUUUCAUGUCUUAUUCAGUAAUAUAUAAGUUAUGUAUUACAUGGCUAUUGUGCAUAUAUAAAUC
Messenger RNA from Durio zibethinus, 2759 nucleotides. RefSeq lists its product as hypothetical. NCBI's taxonomy places the organism in Eukaryota, Viridiplantae, Streptophyta, Magnoliopsida, Malvales, Malvaceae. The record is from RefSeq and is a predicted model, not a curated record.